UACGCAGUCCUGCGCCCCCAGCCUCAGACCUCUCGGGCGAGCCCGGCGCAGCGCAGAUUAAAAAUCAAGAAAUAUAAACCAGAUGUAGCAGUUUCUUGACAUGGAGAACCAAGCCCAUAAUACGAUGGGAACUUCUCCUUGUGAGGCUGAGCUUCAGGAAUUAAUGGAACAAAUUGCCAUCAUGGUAAGCAACAAAGAAAUGGAUUGGGAAAGAAAGGUGCGGGCUUUGGAGACACGAUUAGAUCUUCGGGAUCAAGAAUUGGCAAAUGCACAAACUUGUUUGGAUCAGAAAGGUCAAGAGGUAGGGUUACUUCGACAGAAAUUGGACAGUCUGGAAAAAUGUAAUUUAGCAAUGACUCAGAAUUAUGAAGGACAACUACAAAGCCUAAAGGCUCAAUUUUCCAAACUAACAAAUAACUUUGAAAAACUGAGAUUACAUCAGAUGAAACAAAACAAAGUUCCACGAGAAGAAUUACCACACCUUAAAGAAGAAAUACCCUUUGAACUGAGCAAUUUGAACCAGAAAUUAGAGGAAUUUAGAGCAAAGUCAAGAGAAUGGGACAAGCAAGAGAUAUUAUAUCAGACUCAUCUGAUUUCUUUAGAUGCUCAACAAAAAUUAUUAUCUGAGAAGUGUAAUCAGUUUCAGAAACAGGCACAAAGUUACCAAACUCAACUAAAUGGUAAAAAACAGUGCUUAGAAGACAGCAGCUCUGAAAUUCCUCGUUUGAUAUGUGACCCAGAUUCCAAUUGUGAAAUCAAUGAAAGAGAUGAGUUCAUUAUUGAAAAACUGAAAUCAGCUGUAAGUGAGAUAGCACUAAGCAGGAAUAAAUUACAAGAUGAAAAUCAGAAGCUCUUGCAAGAACUGAAAAUGUACCAAAGACAGUGCCAGGCCAUGGAAGCAGGUCUCUCAGAGGUAAAAAGUGAGUUACAGUCACGUGAUGAUCUCUUGAGAAUUAUAGAAAUGGAACGAUUGCAAUUACACAGAGAAUUAUUAAAAAUAGGAGAGUGCCAAAAUGCUCAAGGAAAUAAAACAAGACUUGAAUCAUCUUAUUUGCCUUCUAUUAAAGAACCAGAAAGGAAAAUAAAAGAGCCGUUUUCAGUAAUGCAGGAUCAACCAAAUCAUGAAAAAGAAUUGAACAAGAUAAGAAGCCAGCUCCAACAGGAGGAAGAGUACCAUAACUCUGAGCAGGAAAGAAUGAGGAAUGAAAUCUCUGACCUAACAGAAGAGCUUCAUCAGAAGGAGAUCACUAUAGCAACUGUCACGAAGAAAGCUGCCCUUCUGGAAAAACAGUUAAAAAUGGAAUUAGAAAUAAAAGAAAAAAUGUUAGCAAAACAAAAGGUCUCAGAUAUGAAAUAUAAAGUUGUCAGAACUGAAAACACACAUCUAAAAGGAAUGAUGGGAGAUUUAGACCCCGGACAAUACAUGAGUAUGGACUUCACUAACAGGGAACAUUCAAGGCAUACAUCUAUUAAUAAACUGCAAUAUGAGAAUGAAAGGCUCCGAAAUGAUCUUGCAAAACUUCAUGUCAAUGGAAAAUCAACCUGGACUAAUCAAAACACCUAUGAAGAAACAGGAAGAUAUGCCUAUCAAAGCCAAAUAAAAGUGGAAAAAAAUGAAGAGAGACUUAGUCAUGAUUGUGAGCCAAAUAGAAGUACAACGGCUCCCUUGCCACCUUUGACAUUUCAAGCCAAAGAAAUGACAAGUCCUUUGGUUAGUGAUGAUGAAGUAUUCCCACUGUCUCCCCCAGAUAUGUCCUUCCCAGCAUCUUUGGCUGCACAGCAUUUCCUUCUGGAAGAAGAGAAACGAGCAAAAGAACUUGAAAAACUUCUAAACACACAUAUUGAUGAACUACAAAGACACACAGAAUUUACUCUUAAUAACUACUCCAAGCUAAAACAAAAUAGACACAUAUGAGCUUUUAAACUUUUUUAUUUGCUUCCCCCCACUCCAAGAAAAAAAGCUCUGGCAAAAUAUUUACAAAGCUGAUUAAUGAAACCAAGAAAUUCUGUUCUGUUUCCUUGAGUAAAUAAUUUCUGUAAGGCAGCUAGAAAAUAGUAAGUGUUUUGUUCGAUAAAGCUGUUUGCAUUUCUGCAUUAACAUGCUAAAUUGUCCUGCUGUAGAGUUACUAUAAAAUAAACAUGACUAUUCCAAAAUAGAUUUUUUUUCCAGUCUAAGGAAUAUUUUGGAAUUAAACAUGCAGUUUUUUUCCCCACUUGAAUCAUGUAUACUGAAAACCCAUUUCCUCGGCAACUACACAAAAUAAGAGAAAGGGAAGUGCUAUAUUCCAGAUACAAAUGACUCAAAGGCAGCUCAGUUGUACUGGUUUUGAAAACUCAAGGAUUUUAUAAAUAAAAAUAUUUAAGUAUUUCCAGUUAUGUAAACACUCUAAAAUUCUAUAAUUUUUUUUUUUAAAAAAGCUAUAGCUUUAUUGUUUUUACAUUCACCUUUAUAAUGUCUGUCUGUUUCAACACAAUGAAGGUACAUGGAAUGUGCAAUUUACAAACCUAAAAUAUAUGUGCCAAAAAUUAACGCUUUUUUGUUAGUACUAAUUACUUCAUGGACACGAACAAGAUAAAGGAAAUAUAAAGCAUUACUGUUGCCACAUUUUCCUUUGUAAUCACCUCUGUUUUUAAUACAAUAAAGGAAUGUAAAAUUCAA
This is a messenger RNA of Nomascus leucogenys (northern white-cheeked gibbon), 2659 nucleotides long. RefSeq names its product deuterosome assembly protein 1 (gene DEUP1). Lineage: Eukaryota; Metazoa; Chordata; Mammalia; Primates; Hylobatidae. Gene Ontology annotation, cellular component: deuterosome; centriole. Gene Ontology annotation, biological process: centriole replication; de novo centriole assembly involved in multi-ciliated epithelial cell differentiation. The record is from RefSeq and is a predicted model, not a curated record.